AUGGUGUGGAGUCGGACCCCCAAGUCUAACUUCGCCAACUCAUGAGCUCUCAUGCUCCCCAUUCUCAUAAUCCAUUGACAGCCAUUGGCUUUUCAAUAGGCUUUGUUGGUAUUGUUGGCCUAGUAAUCUCGUUGAUAGCGCUCAUCCCUUUGAAUGCCUACAAUAUUGCUUUAGCUGUUCAGACUUUAGCACAACUGCAGAAAGCCUAUGGCCGUGGCUCGAUAUUGAUACCAGGGCCUUAUCAGCCUGUGCAGGUGUUCUUGUUUGGCACAAUAGUCUUCUCAGUCAUCGCCAUCAUGCUUCUAUUAGCCACUUGUUGGAGAAAUGCCAGCGCACGAAGCCGACCGCAGCGAAGUCGCCGUGGCAGGCGAGUGGGUCGCGAACGACGAGGCUCAAAAGCAUCCUCUAUCGCUGAGUCGAUACACUCUGUUCAAAGUGAACAGUCGUCAUCAUCUCAAAGUACUUUCCUCCAAAAUCCUUCAAGUAGCUGGAUUAGCCGAUUUUCUACCAUGACUUUCAUACUUCAAUUCUGUUGGGCCAUAUUUGGAUCGCAUACACUUUUCUUCACCGUUUACGAAGAAGCUCCUCUACCAGAAGCUAUCAUGAAGGCUGCCACUACUUGCUUACUUAUUCUCUGGACAAAUUAUGCCAUCAUGAUUUGCUUUUCUAUCAUCUUUUGCUUUGCGGCUUGCUGCGUAUUGAUAGGCGGUAUUUCAUCCACUUACGAUGAAGAAGAUGAAUUAGAAAACCAGCAAGUCAGUGAAAGAUCCCCCUUGCUCGCAUCCAAUACCAUGACAUGAUUUCUUGCUUCAUGCAUUCCCACAUCUGUUUAUCACAGUGUGUUUC
Umbelopsis ramanniana AG is the source of this 846-nucleotide messenger RNA. RefSeq lists its product as uncharacterized. The record is from RefSeq and is a predicted model, not a curated record. The transcript is spliced from 2 exons. NCBI's taxonomy places the organism in Eukaryota, Fungi, Mucoromycota, Umbelopsidomycetes, Umbelopsidales, Umbelopsidaceae. Bases 42 to 800 code for a protein of 252 amino acids.